Messenger RNA from Cryphonectria parasitica EP155, 978 nucleotides. RefSeq lists its product as uncharacterized. The annotation marks the transcript as partial. Gene Ontology annotation, molecular function: nucleic acid binding; 3'-5' exonuclease activity. Gene Ontology annotation, biological process: rRNA processing; ribosomal large subunit assembly. Gene Ontology annotation, cellular component: nucleus. NCBI's taxonomy places the organism in Eukaryota, Fungi, Ascomycota, Sordariomycetes, Diaporthales, Cryphonectriaceae. The transcript has a single exon. The record is from RefSeq and is a predicted model, not a curated record.
GAACUUUCCUCAAAUUGGAAAACACUGCAGGCCAAGAUUCAGCAGGAAUCGAACAAGACCAGAGGGCAGAAGCGGAAAUCAACAGACGACAUUCAUCACAACGACGGCCCAGCUCAAGCGAUUUCUAGUGCCAGAAAGAGAGCAAAAGUCAGCCCCAGGCAUCCUUCGCGAAAACCAGCUGAGCAGGUUUCCGAGAGCAGGAAGCCCAAGGCGGCUCAGAAGUCAUCUAUGGGCGCAGUGCAGUCUCAGACCAGCAAGCCUGGCAUAUCCGCAUCCCUGGCGCUGUGGGCAGAAGACAACGACAUCUCCCCAGAAACCCUCUCGGAGGCUUAUGGCCUGGGUACCAAGGAUAGCUCGAUGCUCACAGCCACAGCGGUGCGGCCCAAUGAAGGUCUUGCCAACAAUGUCCAGCUCGGCAAGUACAUUGCUAUCGACUGCGAGAUGGUCGGGGUAGGGGAAGGAGGCUACGGCCACGCGCUGGCCAGGGUGAGCAUUGCCGACUUUCAUGGGCGCCAGGUCUAUGAUUCCUAUGUCCGCCCCAAGGAGCGAGUGACCGAUUGGAGGACCAGGAUCAGCGGCAUUGCACCUAAGCACAUGGCCACAGCUAGGGAUUUCGAGGAGGUUCAGGCGCAGGUCGCAGAGCUUCUGCACGGGCGGAUCGUUGUUGGUCAUGAUAUUCGCCACGACUUGGACGUUCUCAUGUUGGACCACCCGAGAAAGGAUAUUCGUGAUACCGCCAAGUUCUCGGAUUUCAAAAAGUACGGUCACGGUCCGAAGCCUGCCUUGAGAGUUCUCGCCAGGGAGAUUUUGGGUGUCGAGAUCCAGACAGGCCAGCACUCAAGUCUCGAAGAUGCCAGGGUUGCAAUGCUGCUUUUCAGGAAGCACAAGCCCGCUUUCGACGUUGAACACGCCAAUCGGUAUCCCGAGCCCGCCCCGAUAACGUCUCAACACAAGGCGGCCAAGCCAAGGCAGAAAAGG